AUGUCACUCGAUCGCUCGCCUUCGCCAAGGCGCGACGGGGGAUGGGCUUCGCCGGGCUUGACCACUCCAUACGAAGAGACCAAUGGAGGCAGAUUACGAGCGGUGAGUCCGAUGAAUGGCGGGCACAGCGUGACUUGGGCGAGCGCAAAGGCGAACAGCGACAAGGUCAAGGGCGGCUAUCCUCGAUACCAGAGUCAGAACCAGGGGUGGUUCAACAGAGUACGAAGAAUGUCAGUGAGCUUACCCAUGUUCACGCAUGGUGCGCGAGGCGAUCGCUACGCGGAGAAGGAGAAGCUGGGCCGAGGGAGGUCGCGCGAUGGGCCGGGCAUGAUCUGGAGGGAUAUCCCGAGAAGAGCAGCCCUACUACUGUCUAGAAGACGGAAGUAUCUUGCGCUGCUCGGAUUGCUGCUCCUCGCGGCAAUGUGGUUGUGGAGCGAUGGUGAGUAUCGGACGCAGGUGCCGUUCGAAUCUGGCUGAUCAAAUGAAACAGCAAUUACAUUCUGGUACAGGAGAACGUCGUGGUUAGGUGGAGGCUCCAAGUUCGUCAUCAUACUCGGCGCAAAUCAGGGAGGUGGUGUCAUGGAGUGGAAAGGCGCCAGAGAGUGGGCCAUCGAAAGAGACAGUGUCAAGAACAAGAAGCGGUAUGCAGCCAAAUGGGGAUAUGAGCUGAACAUUGUCGACAUGAGCACAAAGAAGCGGUAUGCUCACGAGUGGAGAGAGAGCUGGGAGAAGGUGGACAUCAUCCGAAAUUCCAUGAAAAAGUACCCUCAUGCGGAAUGGUAUGGUCCAAGUGCUGAAACAGGUGAUUACAUGCUGAUUCUGAAUACAGGUUCUGGUGGCUUGAUCUGACUACCUUCAUCAUGGAGCCGUCUUACUCGCUACAAUCACACAUCUUCAAUGACUUGGGAUCGAGUACAUAUCGGGAUAUCAACGUCUACAAUCCCCUCAAAAUCCAGCAUCCGCCCAACGGUACAUCUGGCGACCCAAAUGCGCCUAAAUUUGCAAACUACCUCGAUCCCGAGUCAACUUCUCCGGUCGGAGAUGGGAAGCCGGAGAGCAUCAACCUCAUUGUUCCGCAAGAUUGCGGAGGUUUCAAUCUUGGUUCCUUCUUCGUCCGCCGCAGCGCCUGGACGGACAGGGUGCUUGACAUCUGGUGGGAUCCGGUGUUCUACGAACAGAGGCAUAUGGAAUGGGAGCAUAAGGAGCAGGAUGCGCUGGAGUAUGUCUACAUCAACCAACCCUGGAUACGGCCACACGUUGCGUUUGUUCCCCAAAGAAAAGCCAAUGCGUUUCCCCACGGUGCAUGCGGUGACGAUCGGGGCCUUCCCGAGGGAGGCUGCAAGGCACUGAAGAUCGGAGAUGAUAUGCAGGAAUGCGGAGUGCAAGGCAUCCAUUACCAAGAAAAGGAGCGUGAUUUCUUGGUCAACAUGGCAGGAUGCGAAUGGGGUAGAGAUUGCUGGGGAGAGAUGUACAAUUUCCGCCAGCUGUCGAAUAAGCUGAAUCGAGGGCGAUGGGAGAAGUUCAAAGAUGGCAUCAGCGAGUGGUGGACGCAGAAGGAGAAGAAGGAAAAGGCAAAGAAGGAUCAAGAAGCUCUGGAGGCGCAGCAGAAGGAAAAAGCCGAGAAAGAGCAGCAGCAGCAGCAGCAGCAGCAGGGCAAUGGAUCAUAA
Molecule: messenger RNA, 1667 nt
Organism: Lecanosticta acicola
Lineage: Eukaryota; Fungi; Ascomycota; Dothideomycetes; Mycosphaerellales; Mycosphaerellaceae
Source: the annotation of a GenBank genome assembly